This is a messenger RNA of Chenopodium quinoa (quinoa), 1998 nucleotides long. RefSeq lists its product as uncharacterized. NCBI's taxonomy places the organism in Eukaryota, Viridiplantae, Streptophyta, Magnoliopsida, Caryophyllales, Amaranthaceae. The coding region runs from base 1 to 1998 and encodes 665 amino acids. The transcript has a single exon. The record is from RefSeq and is a predicted model, not a curated record.
AUGGUGAAUGCAGCAAGUGGUGGAGGGCUAGUGAAUAAGACUCCAGGAGAUGCAACUAGGUUGAUUGCAGAGCUAGCAGAAAAUUCUAGGCAAUUCAGUCAGAGAACUCCCACGCGCCGGGUGAAUUUAGCAAAUUCGAAUACAACUGAGUUAGAGAGUCAAGUAGCUGAUUUGACUUCUAUGAUGUGUGAGUUCAUGGUGAACUCAAGGAAUCCACAUCAACUGAAUGCUUGUGGUUUAUGCACCUCCAUGGGACAUCCCACUGAUGCAUGUCCUCAAUUACAAGAGGAGCAGAAUGAGCAGGCCAACGCCUUAGGUUUUCAAGGGCAAGGUCCGCAGAGAAGAUAUGAUCCCUUUUCAAAUACCUACAACCCAGGAUGGAGAGAUCAUCCAAAUUUGAGAUAUGGGAAUUCCCAAGGAAACCAACAACAUCAGCAUGCUCAAGGUCAACAACAGUUUCAGCAAUAUAGGGCACCGUUCCUAACACCUCAAGGCCAAAGCUCUAAUUCAGGUAAUAUGUCAACUGAAGAAAUGAUUAGAUCACUAACUUCUAAUGUUUCUACCAUGCAGCAGAAUAUGAUGCAGUUUCAACAAGAAACCAGAUCAAGUAUUCAAAACCUGGAGAAUCAAGUCAGUCAAAUCUCAAGUGCAGUAAGCCGACUUGAAGCUAAGGACUCUGGAAAGCUUCCAUCCCAAACGGAGCUGAACCCUAAGAAACAAGUUAAUGCAAUAACAUUGAGAAGUGGCAAAAAGUUGCAAGAAACUGCAGUUGCAACUAAGAGGGCUAAAGACUUGAUUGGAACUGAAGAGCAAGAAGUAGAACAUGAAGCUGUGGCGAAUCCACCAACUUUUCCCUCUUAUGAACCCACACCACCUUUCCCUGAAGCCUUGCAAGAUACUCGAAGGUAUGAGAAAGACAAGGAUAUUUAUGAGACUUUUAGCAAAUGUGAGGUAAAUAUUCCCCUCUUGAAUGUGAUUAAAAGUAUUCCUCGUUUUGCUAAGUUUAUGAAAGAACUGUGUACUAUCAAGAGAAAGCAUAGGUUGGGAGGAAAAGAGAAGGUAAAGGUGAGUGCUCAUGUUUCUGCGGUUUUCCAAAAGAAAAUCCCAGAAAAAUGUGGUGAUCCUGGUAUGUUUAUUGUUCCUGUUACAAUAGGAGACACCACAUUGCACCGAGCUAUGUUGGACCUAGGUGCAUCAAUCAAUGUCAUUCCCUACUCCCUGUUUAAAUCUUUAAAACUUGGACCUUUAUAUGGAACUGGGGUAGUGAUUCAGUUAGCGGAUAGGUCUAAUGUGUAUCCUAAGGGGGUGGUGGAAGAUGUGUUGGUUAAGGUUGAUGGUUUGAUUUUUCCUGUUGACUUUUAUGUGCUUGACAUGGAACAUGACAAACAAGCAGUCCCCAUCUUGUUAGGAAGACCUUUCUUGAAGACUGCUAAAACAAAAAUCGAUGUGUCUACCGGUUCCUUGACUAUGGAGGUUGAUGGGAAAGCAAUUGGGUAUAACAUUUAUGAUUCCAUAAAGUAUCCUGUCAACACUCAUUCUUUAUGUUCUCUUAAUGUUGUCGAUCCAAUGGUGCAUGAUGUUCCUAACAAUGAUCGUGGGGAUGAGUUCCUCACACCUAUAACUAAUGUUGUAUCUGGUGAUUGCUUGGAUUUCUCUAUACCUACUAAUGUGCAGGUGAAGGUGGCGGAAUUGAAUGAACAGUCCAAGCUUCCACCUAUACCACUAGGGGCAACACCCACCCCGUCAUCAUUUCCGAGCAAGAAAUUAUCCCAGGUAUACCACAAAGCAAAGAAUAAGGUGUGGCAUGACAAGAUGAGCUCCCGUUGGAAGGGUCCAAUUCAAGUUGACAAGGUCUAUCCGCAUGGAGCGGUAGAAAUUCGGAGUUUAGAGACCAACAACAUGUUCAAAGUGAAUGGAAAAAGGCUCAAACCAUACUACGAAGGGUUCAAGGUCGAGAAUUUGGAGAAAAUCGAUCUCUACGAGCCAUCAAUUGAUUAA